AUGAGUGAGUAUAAUGACCUCAAAACACUUAUUUUGAAAGAAAACCUUCGUGCUCACUACAUUCAUUGCUUUGCUCAUCAAGUACAACUAACUCUUGUAGACGUGGCACAAAAACAUCCAAAGAUUGAAACUUUCUUCACUAUGGUACACAAAUUGGUGAAUGUUGUUGGGGGAUCAGCUAAACGAAGUGAUCAUUUUCGAGAGAACCGAAAAUUGAAAAUUCUUAAAUCACUCAGUGGGAUUACAAAUGAAUUGUCGAGGGCAUUACAAAGAAAAGAUCAAGAUAUUGUCAAUGCUAUAAGAUUAAUGGAAAUAUGUAAAGCCCAGCUCCAAACCAUGAGGGAUGAUGGAUGGGAUUCUUUUUUUGGACUGGUUUGUUCAUUAUGUGAAACUCACAAUAUCAAUGUUCCCGAUAUGAAUGAUAUGUUCAUAACUCUAGAUCAUUCACAACGUGAGACAGUCACAAAUUUACAUCAUUUUUGUGUAGAAAUAUUUUAUGCCGUCAUUGAUAUGCAACUUCGAGAGUUGAAUGAUCGUUUUUCUGAGGUAAAUAGUGAUUUUCUCCUUUGUGUUGCGUGUUUGUCACCAAAUAAUUCAUUUAUUACUUUUGAUAAGACCAAAGUGAUGCGACUAUGUCAGUAUUAUUCGGUAGAUUUUGAUGCAGCAAAUAUCAUAGAACUUGAUAAUCAACUAGAUACAUAUAUUCUUGAUAUGUGUACUUCUGAAGACUUGGAAGGACUGCAAAGCAUUAGUGCUCUUGCGCAGAAGUUGGUCGCGAAGAAUAAACAUGAGGUGUAUCCAUUAGUUUACAAGCUUUUGACAUUAGCUUUAGUUCUUUUUGUGGCUACUGUUGUAGUUGAGAGAGCAUUUUCUGCGAUGACUUACGUCAAAAAUCGUCUACACAACCGAAUUGGAGAUCAAUGGGUGAAUGAUAGUUUGAUUGCAUACAUUGGGAAAGAUGUUUUUGACAAGAUUGAAAAUGAUGUGCCAUUCAGCAAUUCAUUUAGGAUUUUGACGCUGGCUACUGCUUGA
Messenger RNA from Olea europaea var. sylvestris, 1032 nucleotides. RefSeq lists its product as uncharacterized. Lineage: Eukaryota; Viridiplantae; Streptophyta; Magnoliopsida; Lamiales; Oleaceae. The transcript is spliced from 4 exons. Bases 1 to 1032 code for a protein of 343 amino acids. The record is from RefSeq and is a predicted model, not a curated record.